AUGAGGAAACCAGCGGAUGCCGUCAGUGAGGCUGACAGCGUCACCGUGAACGAUGCGAGCUCUUCGCCGCACGUGCCCUCCGCGUCAAGUCCUCAGGACGCUGUCCAGCCUAGUCUCGCCGCGUCCCUGCAGAGGGAUACCGCGCAAUCCACCGAGGUUACGCGCAGUCACAGCAACGCCGGAUCACACGACACGGUGGAGAAGGCGCGUGACGGACGCGGUCAUCAUACAUCUACAGAAAACGCCGCUGAGGCAGGGGAGGAGCGACAAGAUGAGAAAGACUACAGCUACUCGAGCUACUACAGCUACGACAGCGACGAUGAAGAAGAGGACGAAGACUCAGACGCGUUGAACAGCAGCCACGGAGGCUCACCGGCGCCGGGUUCUCCGCCACCACAGGAGGAUCUCCUACACUUUCUCAGUUUUACGCUAGAGGACGCAGCCCUGAAGGAUCAUCGCUUCAUGACAAUUGAGGCUUUCCGUCAGGUGCUGCUGAUCGGCACCAAUCAAGGCGCUGUCGCAGUGGUGGAUGCUGCAACAGGAAGGUUGAAGGACCUCUUGUUCAACCACCGCGAGCCCAUCAGCGACGUGGAUUGCACUGUGAACGAGUUGUACGUGGCGUCGUCGGACAAGGCCGGCUACGUCUCCGUGCAGAGCCGACGAGACGCGAAAGACGUCUGGAUCUCCCAGCUGGGCAUCCCCAUCGAGUCCGUAGCCUUGCAUCCCCUGUAUCACAGGCUCGACAGUUGCCCGAUGGUGUGCGGAGGAGGCACCAAAGUGCUGCUGCUGACCAAAGGGAUGCUGUGGAGCAACAGCCGACGGGUGACGACGUUGCAGGAAAACCGCGGCCGCAUCCAUCGCGUUCGCUGGUGCCAUCGAGCCUCCAUCGAGAUCGUGGCGUGGCUGUCGGAUCAGGAAAUUACGUUGUACGACAUUAAAAAUGAAAACGUGGUGCGUCGCGUCGCGCUGCCCGACGACAUGGCGCAGAACGCGCUGUACCCUCCGACGUUGCGCUGGGAAAGAGCCUCCCCGACGGCGGGCGGCGGCAACGACAGCGUGAGCGAGGGCGGCAGCAGCAGUGCCGUGUUGUUGUGCGGGUGGGGGGACAUGGUGCAGGAGAUCCGCGUAGCCUCGCGCACGAGUCGCACGAACGAAAGCGGCGCGACAGCAGCGAAUAUCAGCAGUGCGCUUCAGAUACCAACAACGGCUGCAUUUCUGGCUGCACCGUUUCAGCAACGCACCUCGGUGACCCGGGAAAACGCUGCUGCCUCUUCGACGAAGAGUUCAUCACCGCCUUCCGUUGCUGCUGCCACCGCUGCCGCUUUGGCGCCCGCCCCCACGAGAAGCAGCACCCCAUACUUAAUAGAAUUGCACACGGCGACGCCGCUCCGACCAGGCCGCACGCCCUUUCCCUACCGAGUGUGUGGCAUUGCCCCGUACGGGCCACAGCGGUACGUCGUGUUAGCCAGCAUCGUCGACCCGCACGCCGAGGGCGUCAUGAAGGACUUGGAGGUGCGUGUGGUGGAGCGGAGUUCGCUGCUGGAUGUAUACCGCGGCCGCAUGCCCGUCCGCUUCAUUCACCCCCUUCAGCUGCGCCUCACCUACCUCGAUCCGACACCGUCGCAGAGUGCGGCGGCGAACGCGGCCAUCAGCAGUGGACCUGCGGUCUCGCUCGACCCGCUCUGGCCGUCGCUGCUCACGCAAUUCUUUAUCCUCUCCGUGGACGCAAUUGUGAAGGCGACGCCGGCCGACGUCGACGACCACGUGGAGUUCCUUCUGCGCUCUGGUCAAUUUGAGAAGGCCUACGCCUACGCCGCCCUCCACGCUCGCCAGAUUCGCCGGCACGUCUUGCAGCAAGUCGGCCAUCAGUGGCUGCUGCACCUGUUUGAAAGCCGCGGCGAGGACCCGAGGGCGAUCUUGCGGAUUAUCGAGCUGCUGCCGGAGCUCGUGCCGGACUACGACAGCCUGGCGUGGGAGCAGUGGAUCUACCGCCUCGACACGUGCGGGGAUUCGUGGCGUUUGGUUGCCCUGCUGCCAGGGCGCGGAGCCGCGUCUGCGGUGUACAAUGUUGACGACGCGACCACUGCCGCCGCUGCUGCGCUGGCGCCCGCUUCCCCGCUUCAGCCCGCGGCGGCGAAAACGGUCCAGGUCCCGAUUAAACGUGAGUACUACGACUUGGUGCUGCUGCGCUGUCUGCGCCACGACGCCAAUCUCUUCUACGCAGCCCUGCACAAGUUUGACACGCUAUUUACGGUCUCCGUCGUGCUGAAGGCGACGGAGGUGGCGUAUCGGGAGCACUGUAGUUCGCACGCGUGGUGGGCCGUCGAUGAGGACGAGAAAGAAAGCGAGAAAGAGGGUGGAGAGCUUGAGGCGGCGGGGGCAGCGGCUGCGGUUGACGGUGCGUCACCUGUGUCUCCACCCACGUCGCCCUCCGCCAAAAUUGCAAAGAAGGAGACGUGUGGAAAUAGUGAUGGGACGAGCACUGCUGUGAUGAACCGCACCGCUCGCUGGUCCCUCGCCGCGAGCUACAGCUACCUGCUGCGCUGCGCAGGCCGCUUUGAGGAGGCGAUGCAGAUCCUCAUGCAUCUGCCGUCGUCCCCACGCAGCGACAAGGAGCUGUUUGGGCUGAUCCGCGGCGAGCAGUUGUUCCGCAAAACCCUGCAGCUGCUACCGGAGUUACUGCAGCGACGCGAGCACGGCACAUUGGAGUUGUUGAUGCAGCACGUUGCGCCGCCGUCCUCUCGGCAUGCCACUCUUCAUCAACUGAUGCCAGACGACGCCGCAGCCGCCUCCCCAUCGCCGCCUCCCUCACCGAUUUCCCCCGUACAACACUUGGAGCUCUCCCAGUACGGCUCCGCGGAGGACCCACUGAACGCCGAGGCGGUGGUCGAGCGACUCGAAAGCAGUGACCGCCUGCACCUGCUGCGGUACCUGGAUCUGGUGAAGGAGGUGCACCCGAAGAGUUUCACGGCCGUCGCCAAGCGGCACGCGCAGCUGGUGGCAACGCUCUACAUCGACUACGACCGCCCAAGCCUCUUGCCGUUCCUGAAGCAGAUGUCCAUGUACUUGGAGCGCAUCCGCGAACUGCACGCCCUGUGUCACAAGAACAACUUCGUCGAGGAAGAGAUCUUCCUUCUUUUCCGCAUGGGUCGUGAGGAAGAGGCGCUGCGCAUCCUCAUUGAGAAGAUGCACGACAUCCAUCGUGCCUUGGAGUUUGUCGUCUCUAUCCCCGAUCGAGAGGAGCAGGCCGCACUGUUUGUGCGCUUGGUGGACUACACGGUGAGCUACAACGCCAGUCUACCGUGUCGGCAUAAACGGCACGACGACGAGGACAACGAGGACGUUGAGGACGGCUACGAUGCGGCGGUGGCGAGCGGGGGCAUUCGCUACGUGCUGCACCUCACGCAGCCCGGGGAGACGUACGCGAUCAUUGCGCAGGCCUAUCACGUUUCCGUGGACGAUCUCCGCAAGGCGAACGGCACGUCUACGCCGGACACGCGUGCCGGCAGCGUCUCCCCUCCCCCAAAGAGCAGUCCGAGAGGCGUCUACGCACUGCCUGACGGAGGUGCAAUCGGCGGGUUUCCUGUGAAGUCAGCCGCGACAGCCACUGCACCAUCACCACCGUCGCGGUGCGUCGUUCCCCUCAACCUAUUUGGGUCUUUUCUGAAUGCGCUGGCAGACCCGCAGUUCAGCGAGCACCCCGCACUAGACGUGCGCCUUGUCCUCAAGCGGCUGCCCAGCGACGAGCCGAUCCCGCACGCUGGGGCAAGCAUUGCGGCAAUUGCGCACACCAUGGCGGAGGAAACCGGCUUCUUGUCGACCGUCUCCGAGGUGGGUGAGAGGGACUUGAUGGGGUACUACGCACGGCUGCUGAAGCGACGCACGGCCGCCAUCGUGAUCGGACAUGGCGCGAGCCGUAAUGAUAGCCAAGAGAGGAAAAAGGCGACGAACACGCAUAGGGGCCGUAACACGGCAGCGAAAGCAGCAGCCAGUUCUGCGGCUCCAGUUGCUGCGAAAAAUCCGUCAGUAGGGGCAGUGCACCGCUGCGCCGCCUGUCACCAGCUGGUCACGCAGCAGGUGGUGGUGUUUGGAUGCCAGCACAUGUAUCAUCCCCGGUGUGUGUCGCAGUACAUGAAGGAGUCCGCGCAUGACGCGGGGUUGCCGAGAGAGUCGCCGACAACGCCCGAAGAAGCAGAGGAAGCGCUUCGCAAGCGCGCGGCGUACUGCCGCAGUUGCCGCCAACAGACCGGUGAGCAGAACUAA
Messenger RNA from Leptomonas pyrrhocoris, 4263 nucleotides. Its product is annotated as putative vacuolar assembly protein vps41. Bases 1 to 4263 code for a protein of 1420 amino acids. Gene Ontology annotation, biological process: protein targeting to vacuole; cellular response to starvation; macroautophagy. The transcript has a single exon. Lineage: Eukaryota; Euglenozoa; Kinetoplastea; Trypanosomatida; Trypanosomatidae. The record is from RefSeq and is a predicted model, not a curated record. Gene Ontology annotation, cellular component: HOPS complex; late endosome. Gene Ontology annotation, molecular function: protein binding.